UGAAGCGGGGGAUGGAACCAUUUCUUCUGAGAGUGUAAAGGGAACAGUCUGCUGAACAGCCAGAAAAUGCAGGAAUCAUGAGUGCAGCUCGCUGAAGUUUCUGAGGUGAAUGUGACACAGUUUUUAGAUUAAAGUGAAACCGGGCUAAUGAUAGAAAGAGAGGGAUGUAAUUGCUGAGGGAGGGGAGGAGAGAACAAAAGACUGACGGAUGAUCUGGCGGAGUUGGUUGGCUGCUGGAGGAACUCGGGGGGCCGCGGUGUCGCUUAAAACGAGUGUCGCGAGAGAAACCGUGGGCAAUGUGUGCAGACGUGAGUAGACCGACAUGGGAGGCUCUCAACAGACCAAAAAACAGUCGCCCGCGAGAACCGGUGGCAGCCGGCUGACGCCACACACGCCGCGACACACACACGCGCACGGCCGACACACACCGCGAUCCAGUCAGCCGCGCGCAGGAGCGGCACGCAAACAGGCCGCGCAGACGCACACACACUCUCGCCGCUCGUCGCUCGCUCAAGGAAGUCUCGCUCGGCACACAGACCAGGGCGGCUGCGCUCUCUACCUGUGUUACGGUGGAUACUGCCUCUGUCUGAUGCUUCUCUCCUUCUUUCUGCUUCUCCUCGUGUCCCCACCUACACCACGCACUCCUCCUCCUUCCUCUCCUCUACCCCCUUCUCCAUCUGACGACUCGUUGGCCAUUCCCUUCUGCCCUCAUCCUUCCCUAAACCUGUCGUCCUCCUCCAUGUCUCCCCUUCACCCGGAUCCCUUCAACGUGUCGUCUCCUCUUCCUCCAUGCCCCUCUGCGUCCUCUGAUCCUCAUUCGACUUCUUAUAAACCCUCUCCGGAUUCUUCUCCUCAACCCCGCCCUUUUGUUCUCGUCCCGCCUUCUCUGCUCCUCCUUCCUCGCCCCUCGCUCUGUCGCUCCCGCUCUUCCUCGUCUCGCUCCUUGCCCUCCCUCCUGCUCUGCCCGCACAGUUUGUCCGACCACGCCCUCUCCUCGACCGAGACCUUGGACCAAAUCCCGUCGAUGGCGUCGAUACCUCGGCCUCGCACCUUGUUGCGUCAGCAGAGCCUCCAGCAACCCUUGAUCCAGGCUCCGCCCCCCAGUUUGGUCAACAGGCCUCCCAACUCCCAGAGUUUGGGUCAGCUGCACACCCAGCCGGGUUUGGGAGGGGGCGGUGGCGCGGGGCCCGGAGGAGGCUCCAGGAACGCCCCGGCUGGAGCGUCCCGCCAUAGGUCGGGAGGUGCCUCUCAUGGGAACCCGGGCAGUGUGGAUCACAUGAUGGGUCAGAUAACGAAACGAGGCCUGGACGUUAAAUCCUUCCUGGAAGGAAAAAUGGUGGUUCUCUCUCUCGCGAUCGGAUUGGCCGAGCAUGACGACUUUGCCAAUCUUCCAGACCUACAGGAAGUACCGCCCAGUCAAGAAACCCCCCCUGACAAGAGUAGGAAUAUGGGGAAUAAGCCGGCGAACAGUCCUAAGGGUCAGCCGCCAGAUGCCGACGGACAUUCCUCAGUGUCUGACCUUGCCAACUCGCUCACUGGAGACAUGGUGAUGUUAUCUCCGGGGUCGGAAGAUGACGAAGGUCCAGUGAGCGAGAAACUGGGCCGGAUUCAGUUCAGCUUGGGCUACAGCUUCCAAGACACGACUCUGACGGUGAAGAUCCUCAAAGGUCAAGACCUGCCCGCGAAAGACUUCUCUGGGACCUCCGACCCCUUCGUCAAAAUCUACCUACUGCCCGACAGAAAGCACAAACUCGAGACCAAAGUCAAGAGGAAAAAUCUCAACCCUCACUGGAACGAAACCUUCCUUUUUGAAGGGUUCCCGUAUGAGAAGGUGCGGGAACGAACGCUGUAUCUCCAGGUGCUGGAUUACGAUCGCUUCAGCCGUAACGACCCGAUCGGGGAGGUCUCCAUCCCUCUGAAUAAAGUGGAGCUCGGACAGCUGAAGUCGUUCUGGAAGGAUCUCAAACCCUGCAGUGAUGGCAGCGGAAGACGUGGCGAUCUGCUGUUGUCUCUGUGUUAUAACCCCACUGCCAACACCAUCACUGUUAACAUCAUAAAAGCUCGCAACCUCAAAGCCAUGGACAUCGGGGGCACCUCAGACCCCUAUGUAAAAGUAUGGCUAAUGCACAAAGACAAGCGGGUGGAGAAGAAGAAGACAGUGACCAUCAAACGCUGCCUGAACCCCGUUUUUAACGAAUCCUUCCCUUUUGACGUGCCGGCACAUGUUCUCCGAGAGACCACCAUCAUCAUCACCGUCAUGGACAAGGAUCGACUGAGCCGCAACGACGUCAUUGGAAAGAUCUACUUGUCAUGGAAGAGCGGUCCCGCUGAGGUCAAACACUGGAAGGACAUGUUGAGCCGGCCUCGCACAAACGUGGCGCAGUGGCACGCUCUCAAAGCCUGAUUCGCCCUCUCCAUCUCCCAUGAUUCCCUCCAACCCCUUCUGACCUUUGACCCGAAACCCCGUCCUUAUGCACAAGACUAACUUGCUGCCAGGCGGCACAACACGGGUACUUUUAGCCAUCCACUCUUGUAACCUUUAAGCUUCUGAAUCUCUCCUCCACGUUCGUCUCUGUUGACUCUGGUAACGUGUAGUGUGAAGGCCUGCUGAUUCACCGAGCGCUAAUCACACGACCUUUCGAGCGUUAGCGUCCGUUCGGGACUCUGGGAUAGUCACGAAAUCCAACAAAGCCAUUUGCAGAUGCUCGCGCCACGACUACACGUUACCAGGAUGAGGUUUAUCCAUCGUUCCCCCGUGCUCCUCGGGCCGCAUCCGCCAACCCCACGUCUAGACCCCGGAGGCUCAUGGGAGCUCAUUUGGCAGCCUUUAAAUUGGCCACCGCUGAAACGGAUCCAGUCGCAGGAACUCUGGGAAUUGUGUUUUUCCAGGUCCGCCGGCCCCGGAGCGCCGCUGUAAUUAAAGCCAUGAGGGGGAAAGAGACGCCCUCGUUUUCUUUCUCGUCUCCGUUUCGAGUUGUUUUUCUCCCCGACCUCUCCAGGCCUGAUUUUCCGUGUCUUUGUUCCUUCCAGUGUCUCUCUCUCUCUCUCUCUCUCUCGAUUGAAAUCUUACGCCAUCUGGAGACUCACGGACUCCGCCAUCCUCGCCUCUCUUGCUUUUCUCUUUAUCGCCGGCACAAUAGUAGUGAAGUCCCUGUUUUUCUCGGGAUCCCUUGUCGUCCGUGUGCUGUGAGUGACGUGUCGUAGAUCCAACCCAAUUAUCGUUAAAAACAUUAACCAUCGGGCCGGAGAAAAGAAAACAAUCGUUCCAGGAGGAAAAUCCAGAUGGAAGGGAAAAAAAUACACACACACACAAACUUGAUGUCAUCUUUUUUCAUAAAAAGGACAUUUGAAGAAACCAAUCCCAAUUGUUCUUCCAGAUUUGCUGUGAAAUAGAGAAGCAAAGAGUUUCGCGCCGGAUAGUUCUCGCCACACUUUGCUCUAGUGACGUGUUUCUUUGUGUGUGUGUGUGUGUGUGUGUGUGUGUGUGUGUGUGUGCUCAUCUUUUACAGAAACACUCCUGUUAACGGGGAAAACACUGCCUUUACCCGCGCGCGCACGUGUGUGUGUGUGUGAAUCUCACAGAAACAUGUCCAUGCUUUAUCCCCAAAUCACAAGAAAUGAUAUUUUGCAUUUGAAAAGUUACCGAUAAUAAAACACAUUUUCAUGCUAUUACCAUAAAUUUGACCCUUUCACUAAAUUAUCAAGCAUUUACCCUUAAAUGCUCAAUGCCAUACAGUAAAUAACUAAUACAAACUAAAUAUAAACAAGCAUAAAUUAAAGCUACCUUGAUGAUUAAAUGUUUUACAAUUAAAAUUAUAUAUUUAUAUCGAUUAAAAAGAUGAAUUGCGAUUAAUUGCAUGCAAAAUAAAAGUGUGU
This is a messenger RNA of Pimephales promelas (fathead minnow), 3876 nucleotides long. It is a transcript of the gene syt7a, whose product is annotated as synaptotagmin VIIa. Gene Ontology annotation, cellular component: synapse; axon; plasma membrane. Gene Ontology annotation, molecular function: calcium ion binding; phosphatidylserine binding; calcium-dependent phospholipid binding. The record is from RefSeq and is a predicted model, not a curated record. Gene Ontology annotation, biological process: calcium ion-regulated exocytosis of neurotransmitter; vesicle fusion. NCBI's taxonomy places the organism in Eukaryota, Metazoa, Chordata, Actinopteri, Cypriniformes, Leuciscidae.